Molecule: messenger RNA, 3081 nt
Organism: Selaginella moellendorffii
Lineage: Eukaryota; Viridiplantae; Streptophyta; Lycopodiopsida; Selaginellales; Selaginellaceae
Exons: 22
Coding region: 78-2942 (954 amino acids)
Biological process (GO): meiotic cell cycle
Source: RefSeq, a predicted model, not a curated record
UCUUUUACGUGUACUAUCGUUUUCCCGCCCAGUCCAGGGUAUUUGAGCUAGCUAGGGUUUUUCUGGAUGAGUGCGCGAUGGAAUCGCCACGGAUGGAUCCGGCUGCCGGGGAUGUCGAAGAGAUUAUCAACGCAUUGGAUCCGAAUUCGUCGGUGGAGCUGGACCUCGCGCGGCUACGCGGCGUCCUGGAGAAUGUCCAAAUCCAUGGCUUCCAGCGGCGGCACUGUGGGCGUUUGGAGGAAUUGCUGAAGCGGCUCCAAUCUAUUCAGCGUCCUGAAAUUCUCGUGACUGAGGAGUUUUUCGAAGCGCUGGCGAAGCUCUAUGAUAAUCUUGUCACUGGGGAUUUCACUCGGAGGGAGGUUUUGUCGUUGAAUUUGCAGCUUUUGUUUGUCAUCGAAGAUCUAAGCGAUCAUCCUCAAGGCAAAGUUCUUUCUGGGAAGCACUUCAUCACCAGGCUUCUUACGUUGGCUUGCGCUAAGUCGGGGUCUUUAAAACUCAAGCGGGCUUCUGUGGAGACUCUUUGUGCCUUGAUUACUCGAUCGGCCGAGAACCAGAAGUUUCUGAUACUUCACGUGACUGGAUGCUACAAGCUUUUCAAGGUUUUUCUCCCGAAGUGUGGAGACUUCCAACUUCAAGCUAGUGCUGCGGAGAUACUUUUUCGAUUAACAAGGAGACACAAGAGGCUCCUGGAUAUAGUCGAUGACGAUGCUGCGAAGAGGGCAAUGCUAUCCAUGCACGAGAUGAAAAGGCCAGAUGUCAAGACCGGCAUUAGGACCUUCGUUAACUUGGUCAAUGAGUCCCUGGGAGCAUCGAGAAGCGUUCAUUCCUUUCGAGCCUUACAAGUUUUCAUCGAUGGCAACGAACAUACUCCUCACGAAGAAGUAUGGGUGCAUAUCGGAGUGGAUCAUAUCAGCUACUACACAAACUCACCAAGCAAAGAGUUUGAAGGCGCUGCAGAGAUAAUGGAUUUUGAUUUUAAGAAUAUCAAAGAGAUCAAAGUGCUCUCCUCGUCAUCUUUGGAGCUCGUUAUUUGGAAGCCUCAGGACGAUGCUGCCGUUCCAACAAGAACUAUAGCACGCUUUCGAUUUUCUUCAGAAGAUGCAAGGCUCGCUUAUGAGUGCUGCAGGGGAAGGCUGUCCUCGCUAAAUGCAACAGUUCCACCAUCAAGUAGUCAGAUUCCUUGGACGGGCAAGACAUCAAUAGGAAUUGCGGUGCCUCUGCCAAGAAUUACAGACUUCCCAAUCAUGCCCGGUUGCGCAGACGACAGAACUACAAGAGAUGUGCUUGUACCAACGACUAUCGACAACGUAGUACCAGGGCUUGAUACGGACACUAAAGACAACGUGAAAGUUCCGCAUUCGCCGGAGGUACCCUCUCAUUCAAUUCCCGAUGUAGCAGAGGUUGAGGAAAAAGAAAACGUUGGCCACCUUCGUAGCAAGUUGAAGGCUAUGCUUGAUGGACCAACAAAGAAAGCGAUCGAGAAACUCAAGGUCAUCCAAGAGAGAAGUCCCAGCGUGCAAAGGCAGAUCCAGGCCCCGAUUCACACUAGAGCACGAGGUCGGCCGAGAAAGAAAGCGGCGCCUAAAACACAGAAGCCAGAGGAAAAGGUUUUAUGUGCAGUCGAGCUAUCAGAAAAUGACAAACCCGCCAAGCUGUUUCGUGAGAGGAAGCUUCCUCCAAGACCAACCAAAGAGGCUGCAGCACCACUUAAGCCAUUGUUUAGCGCCACGAAAGAGAUGAUAGCAGAAGUCGAGCUAUCAGAAGACGACAAACCCGCCAAGCUGUUUCGUGAGAGGGAGCUUCUUCCAGCACCAAACAAUGACGCUGCACCACCACUGGAAUUUGGCAACCCAUUGGUUAGCGCCACGAAAGGGAUUAUAGCAGAAGAAUAUGACAAACCCGCCAAGCUGUUUCGUGAAAGGGAGCUUCCUCCAGCACCAACCAAUGACGCUGCACCACUUGAAUUUGGCAAGCCAUUGUUUAGCGCCACGAAAGAGAUGGUAGUAGAAGUCGAUCUCUCAGAAAAUGACAGACCCGCCAAGCUGUUUCGUGAGAGGCCAGCACCAAGCAAUGACGCUGCACCACCACUUGAAUUUGGCAAGCCAUUGAUUAGCGCCACGAAAGAGAUGGUCGUAGAAGUCGAGCUCUCAGAAAAUGACAGACCCGCCAAGCUGUUCCGUGAGAGGGAGCUUCCUCCAGCACCAAGCAAUGACGCUGCACCACCAGUUGAAUUUGGCAAGCCAUUGUUUAGCGCCACGAAAGAGAUGACAGAGAUCAAGACCCGGCGGCGCAGGCGGUAUACACUUGCAGAGUUGACAAGCGGCAUAGAACACGUGAAUUUGGCUUCAGAAACAAAGCGUCCAAAAUUUGAGAAGGACAACAGUGUUACUCCAGAGUCUCCAAUUUGCGAUCCCUGCGAUGAUGAUGACAUGGAUCGGGUCGUUGUGCUCUUUGCGAACAUGCUGAACAAGUUCAAGAAGAAGUUGCAGUCUCGAGUUCGUGAUAAAACUGCUCAUAUAAUAACUUCCACCUCGGAGGCGAUCAAAUCGGAGGCAGCCUCUGUUGAGUUACAGAUUAAGAAGGGCACGGAUGAUUAUGCUCAACAAUGUAGAGACAAGCUUGGUCGGAUAGAACUGGACCUGCAUGAGAAAGCCAAGAGCUUCAAGAAGCUCUGUGAAGAUUUUGACAACUUGUUCAAGCACCACAGCGAACAAUUAGAGCAAAUCCAGACUCAGAUGGAAUGUACUGACGACGAACUCAACGCCUUGUCGGAAAAACGAAAGCUAACACAGAGAAAAUUGAUUGCGCAAAUGCAAAUGAGGGGCGAAGAACUUCUCAGCGAAGCAGAAUCCAAGAUUCUUGCCGUCCAAAAGGCUGCCAAGCACAUGCAGGGCUUCAAGCAAAUACUCCAGCAACUGGUAAUGGACACUGUAGAGUUAUAAAUUGCGGGGUCGUUUAGCAUCCGUUAAUAAGAAUGACAUCGUUUGCCCAACAACAAAGAGAAAAAGAAAAAAAAAAUUGUAGUGUACUUGAAAAUCUUCUUCUGAGUGUACAAGAAAAACUCACUUGAUAAUCUUCUAG